GAUGACCGCACGGGGAUGGCGGCCGAAUCACUGGCAGUGUUGUUGAAGCUGUCUGCAGCGGGGUUUUAUGCAUUAAGUUCUUUUUUAAUCGUUGUCGUGAACAAAAGCGUCCUCACAAAUUACAGGUUCCCUUCAUCAAUAUGCGUCGGGAUCGGUCAAAUGCUGGCGACCGUGCUCGUGCUAUGGAUGGGAAAGGUUCUCAGGGUGAUAACCUUUCCAGAUUUUGAUCAAAACAUACCUCGGAAGACAUUUCCUCUACCUCUUCUUUAUGUAGGAAAUCAAAUAACAGGACUGUUUGGAACAAAAAGGCUAAAUUUACCCAUGUUCACUGUUCUGAGGAGGUUCUCUAUCCUCUUUACUAUGCUGGCUGAGGGAUUCCUUUUGAAGAAGAAAUUCUCUCGGUCUGUACAGCUUACAGUGUUUGCAAUGAUUCUUGGAGCUUUUGUAGCUGCCAGCUCUGAUUUGUCCUUUGACCUGGAAGGGUAUGUGUUCAUUCUGCUCAAUGACGUUUUGACAGCAGCCAAUGGAGCCUAUGUGAAGCAGAAACUUGACUCCAAAGAGUUGGGAAAGUAUGGACUUCUCUAUUACAACGCUUUAUUUAUGAUCUUUCCAACACUGCUGUUGGCUCAAUUUACAGGAGAUAUCCAACAGGCGUUGGAGUUUGAGGGGUGGUCAGACGUCUUCUUUGUCAGCCAGUUUCUACUCUCUUGUGUUAUGGGGUUCAUUCUGAUGUACUCCACAGUGCUUUGCACACAGUACAACUCUGCUCUAACAACCACCAUCGUAGGCUGUAUAAAAAAUAUCUUGGUGACUUACAUUGGGAUGGUGUUUGGUGGAGACUACAUUUUUACCUGGACAAACUUCAUUGGUCUAAACAUCAGUAUUGCUGGCAGUCUGGUGUACUCGUAUAUCACCUUCACAGAAGAGCAAUCGACUAAGCUAAAUGAAAGCACUAACAAACUGGAAUUAAAGGGGAAGAUAGCCGUAUGACGAACUCCAGGGGUUUGUCCUGUAUUUUGGUACAACAGAGAUGAUUUUAAUAUUUUUUGUAAUUAUCAUGUUUUGUAUAUCUGGAAGCAUGUGAAGACAAAACCAAACCACCAAAGCAGAAGACUUUCUCUGGACUCUAGAAGAUUUUUUUUCUACAUUUUUUCUACAGUAACAGACACAAACCACAAUAUAAUAUGUGAGGGACGACUAAGGCAGUGCUGUGCAGCCAGUGUUUUUUCUUGUCAGUGUUAAGGAAUGUAUUUUUUAGCCAUUCCUGCUUUGUUUACCAUUUCAAGAGUGCAUAUUUGGGACCAGAUAGUAAUUAGCUGCUCAGAGUGUUUG
Megalops cyprinoides (Indo-Pacific tarpon) is the source of this 1332-nucleotide messenger RNA. It is a transcript of the gene slc35d1a, whose product is annotated as solute carrier family 35 member D1a. The transcript is spliced from 12 exons. Lineage: Eukaryota; Metazoa; Chordata; Actinopteri; Elopiformes; Megalopidae. Gene Ontology annotation, molecular function: antiporter activity; GDP-fucose transmembrane transporter activity. The record is from RefSeq and is a predicted model, not a curated record. Gene Ontology annotation, cellular component: Golgi apparatus. The coding region runs from base 16 to 990 and encodes 324 amino acids.